AUGAAGGAUCGUAUGUGGAGUUCGGAUAGUAAUAAAGUUGAGGAUGGAUUGAAUGUAGGAGAUGGUGUGAAUAUGGAAGAUCGUGUAGAUCAAGUGAAUUUGGAAGAUGGAGUGAAUGUGGGAAAUGAAGAUGAUCAUGGAGAUGAAGUGAAUGUGGAAGAUGGAGAUGGAGUGAACAUGAAUUUCACUUUCAGUAGUGGAUCUUUUGAACCGUUUGUUGGAAAUGAAUUUGAUGAGGUUGAAGACGUCCAAACAUUUUACAAGGCAUAUGCCAGACGAAGAGAUUUCACAAUGAGGACCAAUCAUAUGAAAUUAUCAAAAGAUGACAGAAAAUUAAUUAGAGUAGAUUAUGUUUGUACAAGAGAUGGAUUUAGGCAUGAAAGUCUAAAACAAAAAGAGCGAAAAAUUCUUGAACCUGCAGAAACAAAGAUUGGUUGUAAAGCAACGAUAUGUAUAAAAAAGGAUGGUGAAAGGUGGAUAAUAUGCAAGUUCGUGCCUGAACACAACCAUGACCUACUCACACCAAGAAGUACUAGCUUGCUCUGUGGACAUAGAGGAGUGACACGUCUCCACAAAAAACUCAUUCUCACUUUGAAUGUGUCCGGUGUACCAACAAAAAAGAUAAUGUCGGUGUUGAGCAAAGAAUCAGGUGGUGAUUUUAACAUUGGUUGUAUUGGUAAGGACGUCAAAAAUUAUUUGGAAAAUAAAAGAAAAAAUUUGUUUGAAGAGGGAGAUGCACAAAGGUUGUAUGCCUACUUUCUUGAUCGACAAUGUAAAGAACCUGAGUUUGUAUACUCCAUACAGGUUGAUGAGAAUGAGUGUAUGGGAAGUUAUUUUUGGGCAGAUGCAAGAUCGAGGUCUGCAUAUCAAUAUUUUGGGGAUCUUGUUACAUUUGAUGCGACGUAUCUCACAAAUAUUUAUAAGAUGCCAUUUGUUCCUUUUUUAGGAGUUAAUCAUCAUCACCAAACCAUAAUGUUUGGUUGUGCGUUGUUAAUCAAUGAAACAGUUGAAUCCUAUAUAUGGUUACUGAGAACAUGGCAGGAAACAAUGCUUGGGCGUGCCCCUUCAACCAUUAUUACUGAUGAUGACAAAGCCAUGGCCAAGGCCAUCGCAGAGGUACUCCCAAAUACAACUCACCGGUUGUGCUUGUGGCAUAUUUUACAUAAAUUUUCUGAACAUUUGGCACAUGUCUAUAACAAGUUUCUAGAAUUUGGAAAAGAGUUCCAUCAUUGUAUCCAUGAGACAAUAAUGACUAAUGAGUUCGAGGAAGAAUGGAGUGCAAUACUGGUGAAAUAUGGUCUGAUUGGUAAUGAAUGGCUGCAAAAUCUUUACACCCAACGGGGUAAGUGGGUCCCGGCUUACUUGCGAACCACAUUUUGUGCCGGUAUGUCAACCACGCAAAUGAGUGAGAGUAUGAAUAAAUUUUUCAAGGAUUAUGUUCGUUCGAGCACGAUGAUGAGUGACUUUGUGCAUUAG
Molecule: messenger RNA, 1476 nt
Organism: Juglans regia (Persian walnut)
Lineage: Eukaryota; Viridiplantae; Streptophyta; Magnoliopsida; Fagales; Juglandaceae
Product: protein FAR1-RELATED SEQUENCE 5-like
Exons: 1
Coding region: 1-1476 (491 amino acids)
Source: RefSeq, a predicted model, not a curated record